Messenger RNA from Xenia sp. Carnegie-2017, 1832 nucleotides. RefSeq names its product zinc finger protein 474-like. The transcript has 2 exons. Bases 332 to 1447 code for a protein of 371 amino acids. The record is from RefSeq and is a predicted model, not a curated record. Lineage: Eukaryota; Metazoa; Cnidaria; Anthozoa; Malacalcyonacea; Xeniidae.
AGACGUUGUUUCCCUGGGAUAAAAACAUGGCGGCAAGGAAACUUUAAAAAUGAUUUACUAUUUAUUUAGUACUUUACUACCUAAGGCCACUAAAGCCGACCCUGUUUACUCUGUCAUAUGUCAACCUAUUAUUCUCAAAGUGCGACGAGAUACAGAAAAGAAAUCAUACAAACUAACAAAGUUUCCUUGAUGAGGGAUCGUGUGUUAAACUUCCAACUGUGUCUGUAGGCUGUAUCAUGGAAGGAGAAGUCAAUACGCCCCCAAACAUCAUUAAUUAUUGAACGAACACAGAAUAUAGAGCACUUUAAUGACGCAGAUAAAGGACGCAUAGAUGGAAAUUGGCGAUGUUGUUAGUGGCGAGAACGAUAGACCUAAGACUGUGACAAAGCAACAAAAUAAUGAUUAUCAAAAGGUCAAGGUGUCGUCUAAACCUAAAUCAUCAAACUGCUAUAUUUGUGGGAAAGAAUUUCUUCUCUCAUCAUUAAAAAUCCAUGAGAAACAAUGUGAGAAAAAACAAGAAACUUUAUCAAGCACAAACAAAUCAUCUGCGACUAAGAAAGUCGUCAAAAAACCGCAAUUUGAGACUUGUUAUCUUUGUGGCAAAAAAUUCCCUUCCCGUUUUCUGGGAGUACAUGAGACACAGUGUAUUAAGGCAUGGAAAUCCAACAGAACACCUGAUGCAAAAGACAAACCAGUAUCUGAUAAAAAUUUUGAACAUGUGGUGGUUAGUUUAAGCAAUAAAAACACAUUGUCUGACUCAACUAAAGAGGAUAAUGUUGAAUAUGAGACUAUAGAAUCCACAAAUAAGGAUUUACCAGUACCAACAAACAAUUGUGUUAGAAAUAAAGGAAAAGGUUUGAAAACAAUUCCAUGUGGUGUUGCUUAUCUGCCUCAUUCACAUAAGAUUCAUGAGAAAAAAUGCUUAGGUUUAAACAAAACUAGCACUGUUGCUGAACAAAAAGAAAAUAAAACUGAACAAUCAAUGGCAAAUUCCACUGGGAAAUUACCAUGUGAUCUCAAUAACAUUCAAAAUGUUGAAUAUGUUUCAGAGAAACCCAGUGAAGAAUUGCUUAAGUCCCCUUACCUUAAGCAUGAAAAGAAAUGUUUUCCUCAAUCCUUAGAGGUAGCUAGUGGCAGUGAAGACCUACCACAUAAUGAAAGUCGAUUGGCAGUAAAGCCAAAGACAAUAAUUUGUUAUAUUUGUGGCAAAGAGUUCUUGAAAGCUUCAUAUAAAUUUCAUGAAAAGAAAUGUGCAAGCAAACAUCAGAAUGAAUUUGACAACAAAGGUGUAACAAGAAAAGAUCAAAUAGAAGAUGAAAAUUAUCCCAUUCUCAAACUCAAAAGAAAACACCAAAUACUCAGCCUUGCUAUAUUUGUGGAAAAGAAGUGCUCUCAUCAUCAAUACAUAUUCAUGAACAACAAUGUCAGAAGAAGGCUGAAUUGCUGAAGAAUGCCAACAAACAAAAAUCCUCAUUAAAAACAAAACAGACUGUAACACCAAUGAAAAAUAAAACAACACCAAAAACAAAAUCAUGCUAUAUAUGUGGUCAGACAUGUUUGUUGAGCUCUAUCAAGUUCCAUGAACGCCAAUGUGAGAAAAAAUGGAACAAAGACUGAAAAAAUGUUGCCUUUCGUUUGGUUACAGUUUCUACUCAGAAAGGAUAAUGUACCAUAAAUUUUUAUGAACUUAAAGUUCAUUAUACUCUACGCGUUGUGAAUUUGUUCAAUGUCUUUUGUCAACUGUUCCUCCAAGGUUUCCUGCAUUAUAAGUAACAAUAUUGGCAAGAGAUUACAUUUUAAUGAAAUAUAAAUACAUCAAAAGUACCAACCAA